Messenger RNA from Arabis nemorensis, 333 nucleotides. NCBI's taxonomy places the organism in Eukaryota, Viridiplantae, Streptophyta, Magnoliopsida, Brassicales, Brassicaceae. The record is from the annotation of a GenBank genome assembly.
AUGAAAGGAGAUGGUGGAAAUGCCUCUGACGCAGUCCGUGUUUCUGUUCUGAAUUUGGUGGAUCUUGUGGGUUCAGAACAUGCUGCAGAAACCAGAGAAGAGGAGUGCUCACAUAUAAUAGACAAAAGCUUGAUGACACUCGGGACUGUAAUGAAAAAAUUGAGUGAAGGAGUUGACAGGGAUCAUGUUCCGUACCGAGACAGCAAGCUUACAAGGAUAUGUAUCACUUGCAGAGAUGAAACCAGGAGCAGUCUUCGAUUUGCUAGCCGAGCACUGCGUGUCACUAAACAUGCACACAUCAAUGAGGUAGGAUCCAAAUCAUCUUGCGCUUAA